Messenger RNA from Onthophagus taurus, 1841 nucleotides. Its product is annotated as beta-1,3-galactosyltransferase 5. The record is from RefSeq and is a predicted model, not a curated record. Gene Ontology annotation, biological process: protein O-linked glycosylation. Gene Ontology annotation, molecular function: hexosyltransferase activity. Gene Ontology annotation, cellular component: Golgi membrane. NCBI's taxonomy places the organism in Eukaryota, Metazoa, Arthropoda, Insecta, Coleoptera, Scarabaeidae.
UAAUAAUCUAUCUAUUAAUCUAUAUAAUAAGCUACUUUUUGUGUAUCUCUUUUAGUUUCGGAGAUAGCCUAUGGGGACAACGAAUUUGGGACAUACUGUACAUUAAGCUUAAUAUGUAUAUUAAGCACUAGAACUAACACUACACUUAGAACUAGAAAUAUUCGCGUUCUAACAACUGACUAAGCGCGACACGUGAUGUAACAUAUUGGUCUAAUACUGACGUCAUUUUCUGGAUUACAAAAGAACAAAGGAUAUAGCAGUCCUUUUAAAUUCUACCUUUCUUGGAAAUAACUCAAGCGAAGUCAAUACUUGCUUAUAAGUUAGGCAACCAAUGUUACAUUUUUCUGUUGGUUUAUAGGUUAUCUGUCAAUUUAAAAAUUUAGUUUUAAAUAUUUGAUUAUAUUUUUACAUUUCCAUCAAAACAAACUAUCAACAAUCAACAAUAUAAACCAAAUUCACAAAUAAAAGAUAUUUUUUAUUAAAAUUCACUAAAAAAUCAAUCUUUUAUGACCUACAUAUAACCAAAACAUAACCUCAAAAUUGUGCACAAAUCCAAAUUUGGCACAGUGCCAUGCAACUCAAAUCAUUAAAAACACCUUUUAAAAAUGUCUAAGAAGUACCGAUAUUUUCUCUACGGCGUAAUAAUUCUAACAAUAGUAGUAAUAGUGUAUUUUUUAAGUAUAAGUAAUAAACAAGAAUCCUUUGUAACUCAGCCUUACGAUGUAGAGCUAAAUGAUUAUAAUCGACGCGAUAACAAAAUGUUUGAUUUGAACUUUUCGUAUACUAUAAACACACGAGGUUGUCAAGAUAACGAUGAUUACUUAGGAGUUAUCAUAGUAACUUCAUAUUUUGGUAACGUUGAAGUGAGAAGUGCGAUGAGACGAGCUUUUAGCGGAGAGGAAUUGAAAGAGUUAGGAUUAAGAAGGGUAUUUUUACUUGGUGAAACGAAAAGUGAUAAGUUUUUAACACAAGAGGCCUUAGAAAAUGAAGCGGAAAGAUUUGGAGAUAUUGUUCAAGGGAAUUUUCACGAAGCUUAUAGGAAUUUAACUUACAAACAUAUUAUGGGAUUAAAAUGGGCUUCAACCUUUUGUAGAAAUGUUAAAUUUGUUAUUAAAAUGGAUGAUGAUAUUGUUAUUGAUGUUAAAAAAGUUUUAAAAUUACUUAAUAAUAGUAACAUUAUUGUUGAUAAUUUUUUAGCAGGGCAUGUCUUAAAAAACAUGCAGCCCAAACGUGACCCCGCAAAUAAAUGGUACGUUUCAUUUAAAGAAUAUCCAGACAAUUAUUACCCACCUUUCUUAUCCGGGUGGUUUUAUUUUACAACUCCAAAAGUUGCAGAAAAGUUAGUCCAAAUUUCCAAUCGAAAUCGCUACUUUUGGAUAGACGAUCUCUAUGUUACCGGCAUAUUAGCGCGAAAUUUAAACGUAUCUUUCAUCAAUUUAAACCAUUUAUUCGCCGUCCACACCGAACUUUUACAAUGUUGCUUAAGAGAUUUACCAAACAUAGAUUGCGACUUUAUUGUUGGCCCUAACGGCGGCGAUAAUAACAUGUUUUAUCAAUUUAAUAAAUUAUCCAUUGAGUGUCAAAUCAAAAAUUGUACUCAAAGAAUUACCCCGUUAGAUAAAACUUGCGUUUUAGAAAAACAUUUUAUUAAUACAUCUAAUGGAAGUGCUGUGAUUGAACCAUAUAAGUUAGUUGGGUAAAAGUGCUUUAUUUAUAAUAAAUAAAAUUCUUCAAAAGUCUAUUUAGGUAAUUAUGUUAAUAUUUAUAGAACUUUUAUAUUCAGAAUGUGUUUUAUUUAAAAUAAAUAAUAAUAACAAGAAAUAUAUGUUAUUCUAAACAUA